This is a messenger RNA of Ochlerotatus camptorhynchus, 2226 nucleotides long. RefSeq lists its product as uncharacterized. Bases 1 to 2226 code for a protein of 741 amino acids. The transcript has a single exon. NCBI's taxonomy places the organism in Eukaryota, Metazoa, Arthropoda, Insecta, Diptera, Culicidae. The record is from RefSeq and is a predicted model, not a curated record. Gene Ontology annotation, molecular function: nucleic acid binding; zinc ion binding.
AUGGAGCUGUUGGAGGACAAACUAGACGAUAUCUCUCUCACUGCGUGGGAAGAAUCUAUUGCUACUGACAAUGAACCCACCUUCACAAAGAUGAUUGAGUUCCUCCAAAGGCGAGCGCGCAUAUUGGAGACGAUCUCGAUCAACCGUCCACACCACAACCAGAUGAAGUCAGUGAGUCAGUCUUCUGCCUUAAAGCGUCCCAGUCAACCUUGCGUGAGUACUAACGCAGCUACUGAAGCUUUACCGAAAGCAUUUCCGCUGUGCCCUGCCUGCGAGAAGCAGAAACAUUCGUUGUACGACUGCCCCGCUUUCAACAGCUUGGAUCCGAAGAAUCGUUUAAAGGUCAUAACACAGAAGAAGUUGUGCAGCAACUGCUUUCGAAGCGAUCAUUUUGCUCGCACGUGUCGAUCGAAGUACAGCUGCAAGCAAUGUUCGAAACGCCACCACUCUAUGAUUCACCCCGGACCAUAUGAACUCAAUUCGACGAUUACCGAAGAUAAUACCGCAUCACGAUCAUCCAUAGCUGUAACUGCCAAUCCAGGUCCUUCGAACGUUCUCACUGUCGUUUCUUCUGGUCCCAACGACGGGCCCUCGUCUACGAAGGCUGUAUUCCAAUCAGCUAGCGUUCUUCUGACCACAGUAGUAGUGAUCGUAGUAGACGCUUACGGUCAAGAACACGUCGCCCGUGCCUUGUUGGAUACUGGAUCCCAGCCGAAUGCGAUUAGCGAACGACUUUGCCAGCAACUUCACCUGAGCCGUAGGUCUGUCAACGUGCCAAUCGCUGGCGUAGAUGGGGCUGUUACGAGCGCCAAGCACGAAGUGACUGCCAAAGUUCGAUCACGCGUGUCCAACUUCCGUGAAGUACUUGAUUUCCAGGUGUUGCGGAAAGUGACCAGUGACACUCCAUCCGUACCAUUCAAUGUGGCUGAAUUGAAGCUUCCCGACGAUCUAAUUCUAGCCGAUCCCGACUUUGGCACUCCUAGAAGGGUAGAUUGGUGCUGCUCACUUCUACUCUUUCUUGCGGAAUGGCCGGUUCCAUCUCCCAAGUCUUCUGUUCGUCGAAACCGUAUUUGGAUGAAUUGCGAUGAGUCCCGCGAGCAUUCCCAGCAGCCGACAGCAACUUGUCAUGCGGCGACAGUUGUACCAGUCGAUGAACUGCUGCAGCGAUUUUGGCAGAUUGAAGAUGUAAGCGGCUCAAGCUACUCGGUCGACGAGCAAAAAUGUGAAGAUUUCUACCAGGAGACUGUUUCCCGUGAUCCCUCCGGACGAUAUGUUGUUCGAAUGCCCAAGCAUCCCGAAUGCGAUCAGAUGAUCAGUGAAUCAAAGACCAAUGCGCUGCGACGUUUGAAGUGGUUGGACAAUAGACUGGAGAAGGAUGAAGAACUGAAGACUCAGUAUCACGCUUUCAUGGACGAGUACAUCAGUCUCGGCCAUAUGGUUCCCGCUCUUGAUGACAACGAGAAUAGUUCAACCAGUUGCUAUCUUCCGCACCAUCCCGUGGUAAAGCAAUCGAGCACGACGACCAAGGUUCGAGUUGUGUUCGAUAGCUCAGCAAAAACUAGCACCGGGCAUUCUCUCAACGAUGCGCUGCUAGUUCGGCCAGUGGUUCAGCACGACAUUCUGGACAUUCAUCUACGUUUCCGGAUGGUCAUGAUCGCAGUAGUGGCGGAUGCGGAGAAGAUGUACCGGCAGGUACUGAUGCAUCGUGCAGAUCGUUCGUUGCAGACGAUUCUAUGGCCACCCAGCAGUAGUGGAUCCGUUCAAGCUUAUGAGCUGUGUACCGUUACUUAUGGACUCGCACCAUCUUCGUUUCUGGCCACGAGGACCCUGUUGCAGUUGGUGGAAGAUCAUGGCAGUGAAUUCCCGAAAGCAAGCAAGGCUCUUCGAAAGAAUGUGUACGUGGACGACUUCAUUUGUGGCGAGAACACAAUCAAGGAUGCAAUCCAACUACGCACGGAGUUGACGGAGCUGUUGCAAAAGGGCGGUUUUCGUUUCCGAAAGUGGUGUUCGAACUCCCUACCGGUCUUGGCUGGUCUUCCUCAAUCUUCUGUAAAAUUCGGCCCCGAUGAGACCAUCAAAACCCUUGGCAUCAGUUGGGAACCUGAGGCGGACGUUUUCAAGUUUUAUACGACAAUCGUAAUCGAUAAUCAAACACCUACGAAGCGCACCAUUUUUCAGCUAUCGCUCAACUGUAUGACCCUCUCGGAAUCAUAUCACCCGUCGUAG